AUGAUGCCGAGUCGUCGCUCAACCCGCACCUCUGUCAGGAAAAGGCGCCAUCAUGAUUCACCCCCACCCUCGGCCCCCAGCAAUGUGCCAGCAGCCAAUGACGAGAUUUCUCCAGUCAAUGAUGAUACACCGGCCACCCCGGCGGCAACAGUCGAUGGUCAAACUACCGGACAUACCAAUGGCCAAAAGCCUGCUGUCUUCACCGACAUGUCCGCUGCCCAACAGCUGUUGGCAUUCCAGAACGGGGCCGAAGACUCAGACCUUGCUGCCGAGACUGAUAGCGACCAAGCAGCCAGUCGAAAGCGCCGCUGUACUGAUCAGGAAACACCCAACGCCAGCAGUGACGCUUACCAGCCCGUCAACACUGCCGCUCCCGUUGCCUACAAAGAAGACGAAGCCAUCUCGUUCCUUGUUGAUGCCACCAAAUCUAGCUUUGUGCAGAAGCUCCAUCAGUACCAGGAUCUGAUGGUUGCAAUGGCUGGUCACCAGCAGCGCCUUGCCAAGAUUGAUCAGGCUCUGGGGAAAGUUACAAGUCAGCUCGAAGAUGCCACCAAGUUCCUUGCCGAGCGCCGCGAGAUGUUGGUCAACAUUGAAUCAAAGAGGCAAAUGACGCAGGCAGGCCUGGAAGCUGCCGAGUUCAAGGUCUGGCAGGAAAACCACCCCGCCCUGGCCGCUCAGGUAGUGGGACCUAUGAAGCUCACCUUGGCUCAGCUCGCCGAGGAUAGGAAGGAAAUUGAGUACCAAAUCAAAGAUAAGACCAUGGAGAUGGAGCCCCUCCUCGAGGAAAAAGAGGAAGGAGAGCAGGAGAGAAAGGUUGUGAUUGUUGAGGCUGGAUUUCCCCUCGCCUACCAGGACGGCGAUAUUGAGAAUAGCCUAGAUUGGCUGAAAAGAAAGAUUGAGGAUCUGAAAGCAUACCUGUUUAUUCUUGGCCUGGGUCCUUCCCGUGUAGGUGAACAGGUUCGGGAACAUGGCGGGGUUGGUGUUGAUGCGAGCGUCUAUCUAUAA
This is a messenger RNA of Podospora anserina S mat+, 1005 nucleotides long. RefSeq lists its product as uncharacterized. Bases 1 to 1005 code for a protein of 334 amino acids. The transcript has a single exon. Lineage: Eukaryota; Fungi; Ascomycota; Sordariomycetes; Sordariales; Podosporaceae. The record is from RefSeq and is a predicted model, not a curated record.